Messenger RNA from Strongylus vulgaris, 951 nucleotides. The record is from the annotation of a GenBank genome assembly. NCBI's taxonomy places the organism in Eukaryota, Metazoa, Nematoda, Chromadorea, Rhabditida, Strongylidae.
AUGGAUAUGCUAAUACUAAUAAUCGUAUGCCAGCUUAUGCGUCUGAUUGAAGGAUCAUCAUCAACACUCGAGCAACUGUGCCAAGUAAAGCCACAAUCCGGGUUAUGUCAGUACAAUGAGAAUGAGAAUCAAAACAAAGGCCCAAACAGGACAUGGACAAGACUACGUGAUCUCUCCAAAGAUGAACAGCAAUUCGUGCGCCUUGCUAGGGAAAGUGGCGAUGAUCCCUCAUGCAAAACUUUGAAGACCGAAUAUGAUCAAGUUUGUUUUACGCCUCCGCCGGCCCAAGCUUUUCAGGAAACUAAGGCCUUCUGUGACGCUUUCGUGGAAACAUGUGCGGAAGUAUUGAAAACCAAUCUUUUCACGCAUUUGACGGAAAUUCAAGUUGAUUUUUCUGAGUACUGCAAGCAACAGAAGCAACGCUUCAAAUAUGUCUGCCCAAAGCCAUUGAGAUUUAGGACUUACGCGGAACAGGUGGAGCGUCUUCAUAGGUUUUAUAUUGAUAAGAUCACUUUGUGUUAUUCCAAAUUAUUCUUUGACGGGAAAGAUUCCGACAUGAAUGUUGCAAAUACGAGUAACAAUUUUUUUGUGCAAGAAAGUGCACAGCGAAUAAUGAGAACACGUAAUGUUUUACUUGUGGUUCAGUGCCAGUCGCGGACGGAUACACCGCAUGAUAGAUUGCACAGAAAGCUCAGAGCUGUCGAUUUCUGCCUUCGCUACACAGAACGCUGUCCGAAGGAAAAAAUUCCCGAAGAGCCAGUUCCCUUCGAAACUGAGGACGAAACCCAUAUCUAUAUUCGAGAAAUUGAAUCACGCUGUAGGACAGCCUACCGAGCUGCUCGAACAUUCUGUCUCCAUCCAGAGCUCCUUAAAUACCCUAAAUACGCUAUACCAUGUGCAAUGUACAAAGCUGAUUGUAUUGAUGUCUAUAGAAGGGUUAUUUAUGGGUAA